Messenger RNA from Podospora anserina S mat+, 1260 nucleotides. RefSeq lists its product as uncharacterized. NCBI's taxonomy places the organism in Eukaryota, Fungi, Ascomycota, Sordariomycetes, Sordariales, Podosporaceae. Gene Ontology annotation, biological process: mRNA splicing, via spliceosome. The record is from RefSeq and is a predicted model, not a curated record. Gene Ontology annotation, molecular function: protein binding; mRNA binding. The coding region runs from base 1 to 1260 and encodes 419 amino acids. Gene Ontology annotation, cellular component: catalytic step 2 spliceosome. The transcript has a single exon.
AUGGCCGACUUCAACGAAUACCCCCCCGACCUCCCCGUCCGCGACGCACUGAUUCUCCGGAACCACACCGCUGCUGAAUCCGCCCACGCGGUGGUGCCGUAUUCUGGGACGGACCUCGCGAGACCACAGCUCGGUCCAGCGAACCCCUUCAAAGGAAGCGAUGAGCCGAGCGUAGGGGACAAGCGAAAAAACGUCCUCACUGGGCGGGCGGAGGAGACGUUUAUUAGUGAGCAUACCUUUCGGGCGAAACACCGGGCGGUGGAACGGGAUGGGGGGCCGGAGAGGGAGUUUGUUGGGAGUAAGAGGAUGAAGGAGAUGGCGAGGGAGGUGAAGAGGGAACGGGAGGGGAAGGGGAGUGCGACGGUUGCUGAUGGGGAAGGAGCUUAUUUGGGACCGUGGGCGAAAUAUAAGAAUACGAGGUGGGAGGAGGUGGAGGUGGAAGAAGGGGGGGAGUUGGGGAGUGAUGAGGAGGAGGUUGAGGAGGAGGUGGUGGGGAGUGGGACUGUGAUCAGGGCGCCGGAGGUUAAUUUGCAAAGGAGGGAGGAGGUGGAGAAGCAAGGGGAGGAGACAAGUGUUUUUGAGGGGGGGGAGGAGUUUGAUUAUUUGGGACGGGGGUAUUUGCAUGUACCCCAGGAUUUGGAUAUUUCUUUGACGAAGGAGGUGGGAAGUGUCACGAAUUUUAUUCCGAAAAAGGUGGUGCAUGUCUGGAGGCCGCAUGGGAGGCAGGGCAGUGGGAGUGCGGUUACCAGUCUUAGGUUGUUUCCUGGAUCGUCACAUCUCGGGUUGUCGGGGGGCGCGGAUGGGUUGGUCAAGAUUUGGGAUGUGUAUCGGAAUCGGGAGGUGUUGAGGAGUUACAAGGGGCAUAAUAAGGCGGUGACGGAUUUGGACUUUGUGAGGGCGGGGGGAGCGGCGGGGAGGAGGUUUUUGAGUGGGGGGUUUGAUAGGAAGGUGAGGUUGUGGGAUACGGAGACGGGGCAAUGCGUGCAGAGGUUUAAUGUGGGCAAGACGCCGCAUGUGGUCAAGUUUAAUCCUGGGUCGGAGAAUGGGCAUGAGUUUUUGGCGGGGUUGAGUGACAAUCGGAUUGUGCAGUAUGAUUCGAGGGCGGGGAACGAGACGGUGCAGGAGUAUGAUCACCAUCUGGGGGCAAUUAACACGCUCGAGUUUAUCGAUGAUAGCAGGAGGUUCAUGUCGACGUCGGAUGAUCGGUCGUUGAGGGUUUGGGAGUAUGGGAUUCCGGUGGAGAUCAAGACCAUCAGGUAA